ACCAAUAUAUGUCCAUGAAAGUGCAUUUUCAGCUACACAGUUAUGAAAUGCAACUUAAACAUCAAGGAGAUGGGUUUGCUUCUUCUUAUAUGCUUUUAGUUAAUAGCUAGGUAGUAGUUACAUGGUUGUUUGUAAUGAAACUAGUUCGUUCAUAACCUAGGAAAGCUUCUGUGGAUAUUAUAAAAGAAAGGAAAAGCAUCGGGAAAAGUUUAAAUUGAAAUUGAAACCGAUUCCUCUCUCCCCUGUCUGUAUCUUGUCCUGCUUCAUCUUGUGGUUCCAAAGAAGACUUGUCACUCCUUACGCCACCUCUUGGCAACAUAGAUUCUCCAACUGGCUCCAACCAACCACCACCACCACCUCUUUCUCCACCAUUUAUAAGCACUGCACCCUAGUCAAUCAGAAUCACAAAUCACCUCUUCAUUUAAAACCUGCUCUCUUAUAUUCACUUGUUUGGUGAUCAGCACUCCUAUUUUUGUAUUUGCAAAGAGUCCCACCCUCUCUUUCCAUCAAAAUUUUAGACUUGACAUUCAAGAACAUGUCUUCAAGCUAUCAAGCUUCCAGAAAUUCUAGAUCCGCUUGGACACCAAGGGAAAACAAACUGUUUGAGAAGGCACUAGCCUUGUUUGAUAAGGACACACCGGACAGGUGGCAAAAUAUAGCCAAAGCUGUUGGUGGUAUGAAAUCUGCCGAGGAAGUGAAGAAACACUAUGAAAUCCUUAUUGAGGAUCUUCAUCAUAUCGAGUCUGGCCGCAUUCCUAUUCCUAAGUACAAGUCUAGUGGAAGCUGCAACAACACAAACGAAGAAGAAAGGCUUCUGAAGUAUCUCAACCUGCAGUGAAGUCCAAGACUCGGACAGGCUACCUAUUUAUCAUCCUGAAGGCAAGUUUGUGGAAAGUGGAUGCUCCUAUCAUCAUGAGAUGAACUCUGUUUCUUUGUCCUUCUCUGCACUAUGAUUCAUUUCAUAUCAUCUUCCAUUAGCUCCAUUGUGAUGAAACUAUCCAUGCUAGUAAGAUGUUCUUCAUUGCUCCA
Messenger RNA from Populus nigra (black poplar), 1029 nucleotides. Its product is annotated as protein RADIALIS-like 4. The transcript has 2 exons. Gene Ontology annotation, molecular function: DNA-binding transcription factor activity. Bases 536 to 838 code for a protein of 100 amino acids. The record is from RefSeq and is a predicted model, not a curated record. Lineage: Eukaryota; Viridiplantae; Streptophyta; Magnoliopsida; Malpighiales; Salicaceae.